AUGUACACCAAGUAUAACAUAAAGAAAAUAAACACUCUAACUGUCACACUGGGUGAAAAUUCAUUUGUGCGAAAGUUUGCCGUUUGUUGUUUGUUAUUCGAUGAAACAACCCGUGACGUUUUAAAAGAAUCAUACAUAAAAUGGCCAAAAAAAUAA
Messenger RNA from Pediculus humanus corporis (human body louse), 156 nucleotides. RefSeq lists its product as uncharacterized. NCBI's taxonomy places the organism in Eukaryota, Metazoa, Arthropoda, Insecta, Psocodea, Pediculidae. The transcript is spliced from 2 exons. The coding region runs from base 1 to 156 and encodes 51 amino acids. The record is from RefSeq and is a predicted model, not a curated record.